GGGAAGACAUCCCUGAUCACAAGGUUCAUGUAUGACAGUUUUGACAACACGUACCAGGCUACAAUUGGAAUCGACUUCUUAUCUAAAACCAUGUACUUAGAAGACCGGACAGUGCGGUUGCAGCUCUGGGACACAGCAGGCCAGGAGAGAUUCCGAAGCUUGAUUCCCAGUUACAUUCGAGACUCCACAGUAGCUGUGGUGGUCUAUGACAUCACAAAUCUCAACUCCUUCCAGCAGACAUCCAAAUGGAUUGAUGAUGUUAGAACAGAAAGAGGAAGUGAUGUCAUUAUUAUGCUAGUAGGCAACAAAACAGACCUUGCAGAUAAGAGGCAGAUAACAAUUGAAGAAGGGGAACAGAGAGCUAAAGAGCUGAAUGUCAUGUUUAUUGAGACAAGUGCAAAAACAGGAUACAAUGUAAAACAGGUAAGAAAGGAAACUUCCUCAGCUUUGCCAGGAAUGGAGAGUGUUCAAGAGAAGAGCAAAGAAGGGAUGAUUGACAUAAAGUUGGACAAACCACAGGAACCACCAGCCAGUGAAGGAGGGUGCUCUUGUUAAUGCAAAGCGAAGGAUUCGUCAGCUCCAUUUGACACCACACGCUUGUUGUGUUGCUUCCUAUUGGUUAGCUUCCUAAUACUACGACUUGAGUUAUUCAAUGGGGAGAAUCUCUUUUCUCUCUGUGUCUCUCCAGGGAGGGGGUGGCAGGGAUCAGAAUACAUUAUUCAACAGCUGGUUCUAUUUUAUUUUGUUGGGUUUGGCUGUAAUAUAUUGUACUUUAUUAAAAAUGCCAAAACAAUUCAGAAUUUUAAACAAGACACUUUGUGUGUAUACAGCUCUCAGCCAUGGGGACUUGUAUCUUUUCCGGGCACUUUUUUUAAUUGUAUAUUUGUAAACUUACAGAGACAACCCCAAGAUUAUACAGGCUGGCUAAUUUCAAUGUUUGGCAUAAAGAGUACACAUACCUUGUAGGAAACUAGUCCCUGAUUGGUUCACUGAGACACUAACUAUACAAUUCACAGUCCAAUGACAGGCUAGCAAUGUGUGCUGCAGUUGCCAGUAUACAAAACAAGGCCUCUGACUAUAUAGCCAUGUAGAGGUGGACAAGAGAGCUACAACUAGACACACUUUGUUCAUGAUAGAGGCAGUGUGCCUCCAUAGCUCCCAAAUGGCUUCACAGGGUCUAUAGUGCAUGCACAUCUUGCUAUCAUGUUUCAUACUGUAUUUUAUUAUACUAUGGGAGUGGUUUCUUUUUAGCACUGCUAGAGCAGGUACAUGUUUUAAGAUGUUCACUUGUCACAUAGUCUUAAGUCCAUUUGAAAAAAAGAAUCACACUAGCUAGCAGAAGCCACCACACACAUACACUAGGGUGUAUUUGUGAAACCAAUGGCAUUGCUGUCACUUUAAAUGUAUGGUUGUCCCAUGGGGUUCUGAUCAUCCUUGUUCUCUGCCAGCACAUCACAGCCAAAUCUGGCUGCCAGUUUAACUUUAAAAUUGUGUUGAACAAA
Gekko japonicus is the source of this 1502-nucleotide messenger RNA. It is a transcript of the gene RAB6B, whose product is annotated as RAB6B, member RAS oncogene family. The record is from RefSeq and is a predicted model, not a curated record. NCBI's taxonomy places the organism in Eukaryota, Metazoa, Chordata, Lepidosauria, Squamata, Gekkonidae. Bases 28 to 555 code for a protein of 175 amino acids. The transcript has 7 exons. Gene Ontology annotation, molecular function: GTP binding; GTPase activity.